Messenger RNA from Paramuricea clavata, 289 nucleotides. Lineage: Eukaryota; Metazoa; Cnidaria; Anthozoa; Malacalcyonacea; Plexauridae. The record is from the annotation of a GenBank genome assembly.
AUGAGACAUAAGCAGACGUCCAGCAGACAUAGACAAUUAAGUAGACAUCCAGCUGUCAUAGAGAGAGAACAAAUAACUAGUACAUCAGCAGAAGAAUAUGUGAACUAUGUAACUAACUGUUCAGUUCCAAAGUCAAUGACACUUGACGAGAUUAAAAAAGUAACCCAUAACGAUCCAGUAUUACAAAAAGUGAAGAAAUGUCCGAAAGAGGGAAAAUGGGAUGAGAACGAUCCUGAUCUUAAACCGUUUAGACUUUGCGCCGACGAACUUACGUACAAUGCAUCACCAG